This is a messenger RNA of Ochlerotatus camptorhynchus, 1839 nucleotides long. RefSeq lists its product as uncharacterized. The record is from RefSeq and is a predicted model, not a curated record. NCBI's taxonomy places the organism in Eukaryota, Metazoa, Arthropoda, Insecta, Diptera, Culicidae. The transcript has 2 exons. The coding region runs from base 68 to 1786 and encodes 572 amino acids.
GAAGCCUAAGGUUGUCGAAUUCAAAGGAUCUAAUCAGCAUUUGGAAGUGGUUAAAUUCAUCAAUGGCAUGGGUCUUCGAGGACUGGACCUCACUGUCUCCGAGAACAUAGAAUCACAACGUUUGAACAAGUGGACCAAGGCGGAAAACUCCAUUCAGGUUAUCAAUACGAUCGCCUAUGCUACCGGAAUGAUUUCGUACGAAAAAAUUGCAGCGCAAGAGCACAGCUUAGAGACGGGCGAUGUAAGUUUGGCAAACGAGAUGUUCGAGAGCAUGUUGAAGAAACUCGUCCGUAACGUUCCCAUCGGUGUUGCGUCCCUAUACUGGUUCACUUUGAUACCGCUUGUCUUUGUAAUGCAUACUGAGGAAAAAGGAUGGGAGGCCAGGUUUUCAUUGCUCAUCAAGUGUCAGCCAAGCGAAGGCUGUGAUUGCUACGUUGAUAUGACUGGACGCGUCUAUAAGAGUUUUCGGAAGUUUCUAAAACGUAACACAUUUCCCCGUGGGAUACUCUGCUACCCGGCUAACGUAAUUUUCGAGCUGGAUGAUCAGAACAACGUUAAAAUCGAGUACACAGUGGUUGACAAAGCAGAAAAGUUUGCAGCAAUAUUGAACAAAGUGGUUGCAGUGAUAUAUGUCUCGUGUUUGCCGUUUUUUCCUAUAACGAGUACUGUGCUAAUGCUGUCUUAUACUUGUAUUCGUAAAGGAGUCCAAUCUAUGACGCUGAAACAUCGCAAGUUUCCCGAUACCGUAGCCGGCUGGUCAUACAUUGUGAAGGGUUUCAUGUAUUUCAUCGAUUAUGGCCUACAGAUACUCAUUGAUGCUGACUAUGCGCAAUCUAUCUUUGGGUCAGUUGAAUUUCUGCUCCAGGAGAAUAGCUGGAGUCAAAUGCCGUUAGAUCAUCGGACAAAAUUUGCCUUUUCCAUAUGUUUCUGUAAUCAUGUGGCUCCAUCGUUGGAAAAUGGCAAACGCGAACUCGAAGAAUAUCGGAUUAAGACCUUGUGUAAAACCUACAAGCUGUUUGUGAAUGGUUCGUUCAAUGAACAGUUGUUCGAAGAACUGAUGGUGUCAUGUUCAUCCGACCAAUCGAAAGUUGCCGCACUUUUGUUCCUUGCUCGUACGCUGAUUAAACAUAAUUCAUCCAUUGCACUGACAGAGGACUUCGCCACGAUUAUGCUCGGAGAUCGAAAACUGCGGUUUAAGUGCAUUCUUAAGCUUGCUAAUGAAGACAUCAGAGAGCUGGGGAAUAUAAUCGAGAAAACAGAUGAUAAUUUAGAAAACCUCUUUUCGAUGCUGAUUGAAUCAUUUGAAGUCGCAACAACAGUGCAAUUGUUUGGUGAACGCGAGUACGAUGAAGAAUAUAUGAAGACUUUGUGUAAGACCUAUAAGCAGUUUGUGAGUGGUUCGUUCAAUGAACAUAAGUUUAGAAGAUUGGUGUUGCCACGAUCAUCCGAUCAAUCGAAAUUUGACGCACUUUUGUUCCUUGCCAGUAAGUUGAUUGAUAGGAAGUUUACCGUUGCACUGUCGAGGGACUUUGCCAAGGUUAAGAUCGGGGAUCGAAAACUGCUGUUUAGAAGAAUACUCCAGCUUACAAGGGAAGACAUCAAAAAGUUGGGAAAUGUAUUCGAACAAAUAGAUGAAAACUUAGACAAACUGUUUUCGAUGCUGUGUAAAUCAUUUAAAACCAGAACUACAUGGCAGUUGCUAGCGCCUAGUUGGUAUUUAGUCAAUUCUCUAAGUCGAUCAGUAUUUUCAACAAGCGGAAGAUCCGGAACAGCCGUAGUCGGCUAGCUACUGGGUAAUUAUAGGGUUUCGCGAAGUAAUCUCGCAUAACUUUUUAAAAG